CGCGUCGCGUCAUCGCGUUCAAUUUCGAUGGGGUGUCCCUCCCUCUCCACCCGUAACCUCAUUUAUUGUGUGCUACGCAGGGGUCCAUUGAGACGAAUAUGUGGACCACGCAUUCAGGCAUUUAAUAGUGGAUUCUAGUGUAGCUAUGUAGGUAUUUGUUUCCGCAGCGCUCGAGAUAUCAACAGACAGAUUGUAACGUACAGUACGAGGCCUGAUCUCAUCUGCAGUGAACUUGACACCAAUGGCUGAUUCAGACAGCACGUCUACAUCUGAUCGAAAGCUCCACUGCCCACGUACACCUGUCUCACUUUCAUUACCUUUCCUGAGGGAAGGCAGUAAUGUUUUGGAGAGGAAACCGCCUCAGACAGGGGAACCUCUUAGUCCACUGCCAACCAAACGCACACGUACCUAUUCAGCAUCGGUGAGAGCCAAAUCUGGACCCGUCUUCAAGGGCAUUUGCAAGAACUUCUCAAGGUCACAAGGUCACGGAUUCAUUUGCCCCUCCCAUGGAGGAGAAGACAUAUUUGUUCACAUCUCAGAUAUUGAGGGUGAAUAUGUGCCAAUGGAGGGGGAUGAGGUGACCUACAAAGUGUGUCCUGUUCCUCCCAAGAACAUAAAGUUCCAAGCUGUUGAGGUGGUCAUCACCAACCUUUCUUCCGGAAGGAAGCACGAGACCUGGUCUGGGCAAGUUUUCAGCUCCUAGCUCACACAUUCAAGCCCAACAGAAGAAUAAAGAGAUAAAGGAAUGGAUUUAACUCAAGGUUCUCAUGCUGGUGGUAAAAUGGUGUUGUGUGCAAGUAGGAUAGGGAUGGAAUAGUAAUUAGGCUUAUGCAACUGUUGUUUUCUCCAGCCUGGCAAAUAAGCAACAGGAAGUUGGUCAGAGGUCUGUUUGGAAAAUGUUUUGGGAUGUAAGUCAGCUGAGCUUUGAUAUAGCAUUGGCAGAACAUUACAUAACUGUGACACAAAAAGCAGCAGUGUUGCCCUUGUUUGAAUAUUUGUCAUUUAUAUGUACUUAAUUAUGUAUUUAUUUUCAUUUUAUGUACAGAGGCAUUUAAGUUCAUUGUGCUGUGAAUGUUCAAGUCAUUUAUGUAAAACUAAUUUAAAAUUAAUGCACUUCAAGGGAAAUGUUCAUUUCUUUAAUUGUAAUUGAUAGGAGUGGUAUUAGUUUUCUGUACGAAAGCUACAAAUCACAAAAAAAUCACAGUAUUUUAAUUUUGUCAUGAACAAUGCUUUUUAUUAUAAUUCUAAUAAAAUUGAAAUAACGCAAUCA
Molecule: messenger RNA, 1270 nt
Organism: Ctenopharyngodon idella (grass carp)
Lineage: Eukaryota; Metazoa; Chordata; Actinopteri; Cypriniformes; Xenocyprididae
Gene: csdc2a
Product: cold shock domain containing C2, RNA binding a
Exons: 4
Coding region: 242-703 (153 amino acids)
Biological process (GO): regulation of mRNA stability
Cellular component (GO): cytoplasm
Molecular function (GO): mRNA 3'-UTR binding
Source: RefSeq, a predicted model, not a curated record